Brachypodium distachyon (stiff brome) is the source of this 1042-nucleotide messenger RNA. RefSeq lists its product as uncharacterized. NCBI's taxonomy places the organism in Eukaryota, Viridiplantae, Streptophyta, Magnoliopsida, Poales, Poaceae. The transcript has 8 exons. The coding region runs from base 37 to 576 and encodes 179 amino acids. The record is from RefSeq and is a predicted model, not a curated record.
AAGACGCCAGUUUGUGUUGGAGCAAAAGGAGGAGUGAUGCCGGAUAGGCGCUGCUGGUGGUGGCGCCCGGGACGAACAGCCGUUGAUCUGGAACCCAAUCAUCAGGAUGGAUGGGUGGCUGCUGUUGACAUAGGAAACAAGGCACUGAAAGCAAUCGGACGCUAUUAUCUUCCAGAUGAUUUUUAUUACAGCCGUGGCUAUGACCCUGAGCAUCCUUUAUGUGCCUCUACAUUGUCCCGCCAUCUGGAUUUGACUUCAGGCAAUCAAGUCUCAGCUUGUCGCAAGAAGACCGAGGCUAAAAGGCCUGCAAAUCAUCGAAUAGUAACCUCAAUCCCUGUGGAUUCCUACGAACGAAGGGCCAAAAUCCGAAGGCUAUUGGAAAUGGCUGGGAAAACAAAGUGUGCACGAAAUUCUCCUGAGAGUAUUAUGCAAAAUAAUCAUAUUUUUCCAGGUCUAUCCUGUUGGAAACAAUCUGCCACCACAGCUUUGCUUCAAGUAUGCAUCAUUGGCCCCUGUUCAUGGUUGUCACAACUACGAGCCACAGUGGCGACCAUCAAAACAACAGUCGACGUCUAGCAACACCCCAGCCAUGGUUCAACAACUGCAAUUGGGCCAGCUACCAUGGGUAUUCACAUCAACUUUCUGCCCCUAACUCAUUUGCCUAUGGCGCACACGCAGGCUAUGGCAACUACCAACAGCAGUGGCCGCAGCCUCCCCCUACUCUGGACCUGCCUAUUGGUGCAUCUUGGCAGCAUCCGCCCCCUCCGGGUUCCAGUGCAGCGUCAGCAAACACUUCGUGAGUGAUGAGAUUUGACUGGAUUGAUGGCUGAGGUCAGAUGUGCUAUGGUGUAAGCUUUGUGUGUGGGUUUGUUUCUACCUGAACCCAGUUAUCUUCUCGCUUCAGAUAAACAUGUAUUAUAUGUGGACCAUCAUUUAUGUGUUUUUAUUUACUUGAUGCGUGAUUGCAAGGUGUCUGGCGUGUCGCCUGUAGUAUUAAUCCUAUCAUAUGUAUGAAUCCUUUUGCAAACCAGGAUAUUUAUUA